AUAGAAUCAAUUAAAUUAAACCAGUUUGUAUAGCAAACGUAAACGAACCUUUUCGCCUUAAAAAGUCUGUCAGUCAUACUUUUUGGGUUCAAGCUUGAAUGUGCCGCUCUUCAUAUCGAGUCCGAUAUUCGAUACCCAUAUUACUGUCUAGAGUGAAAUAAUGAAACAAUCCAUGCCGGUAUGCGUUCAACUUGAAUACAAUUGUAGUUUGUCAAUUGAAAAGUGUUACCUUUAAACUGUUUAUUUUUAUAUUUCAAAUAGAUUUAAAUUGAUUUAUCAAUUUAUGAAAUAUGACUGACAAAUUGACUAAAAUCCGUGAUUUUAUGUCAUCUUACAAUGAUGGACCAUUGGACGCAUUUGUGAUCUAUUGUGAUGAUUGGAUAACUCCUAAAAAUAUUGCCGAUAGAGAUAGGUACAUACAAUUUUUGACUGGUUUCUCUGGUUCACAUGGACUUGCCAUUGUAACUAUGGAAAAUGCUUUCUUCAUUUGUGAUCCUGACUUUUACGAUCAAGUAAUGAGUCAACUCUAUCCUGACUGGACUUUUAUUGUAUCCGACGUAAGUCCUAUCUUACUCAAGUCGUAUUAUCGUUCCUUUACCAUGUUGCCAAAAGGAGUUAGGGUUGGAUUUGAUCCUAAGAUAACUUCUCAUACAAUUUGGGAAUUUCUCAUCGAUUUUUUACAACCUAAAGAUAAUAAAUUGAUCCCUGUUUCACCUAAUCCUGUUGAUCUCAUUUGGACUAAUAGACCAUUACCACCAAUGAAUCCAAUAACACCUGAUCCUUGCGAGUCUGUUGAAAGCUUUAAAAUAACGAUAAAAAAAUUUCGAGACAAAAUGAGGAAAGAAAAGGCUGAUUACAUGGUAAUACCUUACUCAGAAGAAGUUUGUUUUCUGUUAAAAAUUCAAUCUCAAGUCAAUGGACAAGACGUUGCCUUCCAAGGUUGUGCCAUUAUCUCAAUGAAGACCAUAUAUCUAUUUAUGGAUUCAUCCUUGAUAACUCGUGAGCUUCGUGAAUACUUAAAUACUUGUGUCUAUCCUGAUGGCAUUAUCGAACUGUGGGAUUACAACUCAUUAACAGAAUUUCUACAUAAACUCGUAUUGGAAAGUGAUACAACUAAAAUUUGGAUGGAUACUCUUGCAAGCAAAAGCCUUCAUGAUUUGAUACCAACGAACCGAAAAUUAUUAAAUGCCAAUGGCAAAUUCAAAUGGAUUCCAGCGUCUCUUUUCAUUACAGGACCAAGUCAUCGUCCAGAUAAACGUACUUUUUCCGGGUACCCACUCGAAUCGUCUUUUGAUCGCUUAAUGUCAUUCGGAUCUCGUCAAAAUAAAAUAAAAGUUAUAAGAAUGGAUUUCGUUAUUGAGGAAGCGAUGAGAAAGAAAGGAGAAAGCAUCCUCCAGAUGAUUCAAUUUGAUAAUAUACUCUGAAGGCCAAGAGGAAAAAAAUACUCAAUUCAUUAUUCAAUGCACAUUAAGAUUUGGUAUCCUGAUAACCAUGUAUAUUUCUUGAUCAGUGAUUCGCCAUUUUCACAAAAGCUCACAAAA
This is a messenger RNA of Tetranychus urticae (two-spotted spider mite), 1541 nucleotides long. RefSeq lists its product as uncharacterized. Lineage: Eukaryota; Metazoa; Arthropoda; Arachnida; Trombidiformes; Tetranychidae. The record is from RefSeq and is a predicted model, not a curated record.